This is a messenger RNA of Xiphophorus hellerii (green swordtail), 2446 nucleotides long. RefSeq names its product protein Tob1-like. The transcript has 2 exons. The coding region runs from base 464 to 1474 and encodes 336 amino acids. The record is from RefSeq and is a predicted model, not a curated record. Lineage: Eukaryota; Metazoa; Chordata; Actinopteri; Cyprinodontiformes; Poeciliidae. Gene Ontology annotation, cellular component: nucleus; cytoplasm. Gene Ontology annotation, molecular function: transcription corepressor activity. Gene Ontology annotation, biological process: regulation of gene expression.
GAGACAGAAGGGGACGAAGUUGCGAAACUCCCGAGUAGGAGGGAGCUACUCUGCAAAGCCUGCUGAAUAAAGAAAGGAGUUAAAAAAAAGCAAAAUAACCUUAAAAACUGAAACCUUAAACGCCAAUUCUCAAAAAAAAAAAAAAAAUCACCACGUACUGGAAUACUUUUUUGUAAUGCUAAUAUAUUCUAUGUGAAGAAAGUAUUUAUACUUUUGUUUUCUAUUUGCACUAACCAACGGUACUUCAGAACUACUGAGCAUUUUUAUAUUUUACGAAAACGAAAAUCGAUCACACCCUGUGGAAGGACACCACUAUUACAAAACCAGCACUUUUGAUUUUUGCCUCCCCUACCUGGAGCACGUCUGUGUUGCCGAACACGGAUAAACGAAGCCGAGCCGGUGGACGCGUUCAAGGUCACAGCCAGCUAAUCUCCACGCACCUGGCACACUUCAGCAGUUCGCUAUGCAGCUUGAAAUCCAAGUAGCUCUCAACUUCAUCAUCUCGUACUUGUACAACAAGCUGCCAAGGAGACGGGUCAACAUCUUUGGCGAGGAGCUGGAGCGGCAGCUGAAGCAGAAGUAUGAAGGACACUGGUACCCGGACAAGCCAUACAAGGGCUCAGGAUUCAGAUGCAUCCACGUGGGCGAAAAGGUGGACCCCGUGGUCGAGAAGGCAGCGAAAGAGAGCGGGCUGGAAAUCGAAGACGUCCGCAACAAUCUGCCCCAGGACCUCAGUGUGUGGAUUGACCCCUAUGAGGUGUCCUACCAGAUCGGUGAGAAGGGGCCUGUCAAGGUGUUGUACGUCGAUGACAGCAAUGAAAGUGUAGCUGGGAAUGGAGGGGUUGACUUGGACAAGGAGAUCAAAAACAGUUUCAACCCAGACGCACAGGUCUUUAUGCCCAUCAGCGAGCCUUUGAACGGGACCUCUCCAGGCUCCAGCUCUCCCUCUCCACCCUUUGGCCACUCGGCGGCGGUCAGUCCCACCUUCAUGCCCCGGUCCACACAGCCUUUAACCUUCACAACAGCCACCUUCGCAGCUACUAAGUUCGGCUCCACUAAAAUGAAGAGCAGUGGACGCAACGGCAACAACGGCAGCGGUGCUGGGAACAAAGUGGCACGUACCUCUCCCACCAACUUGGGCCUGAAUGUGAACAGUCUCCUGAAACAGAAAGCCAUCUCCACCUCCAUGCACUCACUGUAUGGGCUGGGACUUGGUGUGCAGCAGCAGCAGCAGCACCAGAAACCCUCCGCCCUGUCUCCCAAUGCCAAGGAGUUUGUGUUCCCCAGUCUGCAGGGUCAAGGCAGCCAGAGUGCUCUGUUCCCCGCAGACAGCCCGCUGCAGUACAGCAAUGCCUUCGAUGUGUUUGCGGCCUACGGUGGCCUUAACGACAAGUCCCUCAUGGAUGGCUUGAGUUUCAGCUUAGGCAACAUGCAGUAUUCUAACCAGCAAUUCCAGCCAGUCAUGGCCAACUAGUACACAUAAAGGUACUACUUAAGCUACUACUUCAUACGGAAACGACCAGAGAUAAUGUGAUGGGGAAAACAAACACAAAUGCACAUUUCAACAAAAAAAAAGAAAAAGAAAAGUUUAAACAUAAACAGAAUGUUAAAUAUAAAAGAAAAAAAAAAAAGACUUGUAAGCUGUAAAAUCCGAGUUUCAAGUCUAAGAGCAUGAGCCCGAGGGUGAAUUACUUUAUCCCCUUGAGUUAUACUUGUUUCUUUUUUGUUUGUUUUUUUAUUUCUUAAUGAAGCUUGUAGUACAAGUUGUCUAAGCUUGGUUACCCAAACUUUAAAAUGCAUUAUUGUUAUUUCUUUUGCCAACCAAGCACAAAAUAUUUUUUUAUGUAACUGUUUUAAGAUAAAAAAAAGAAAAAAAACACCACCAUAAGUCAUGGCCUCUUUCAGUAUUUAAAUAUAACUGGACAUUGCCAGUUUUUCAAGAAAUUGGCAUCAAUAAGUGGGAAUUCCUGGUCUUUUUCUAAUUGUAUAAUUUAAUUUAGUACAGAGUUUGUAAAAUAUCAGAGUAUCUAUUGUUUCUACAACAUGGUAUUGCAUUUAUAUCUUUUUACUACUCCAGUGAUCUGUGAUGGCUGCAGCAACUUUAUGUUUCCUUUUUUUAUUGAAAUUAUAAAAUGAAUCCAUCUUUAAAAAAAAUAAAUAAAUAAAUAAACAUUGACUAUCCUGAAGAUUGUGUACAGACUAUUCCGUAGUGGUGGGAUUUAAGAAUAUUUGCUUUUUUGACAAAAAUAUAAGAGUUGUAUUUUCUGUUAAGAGUUUAAAGAUUUUUGCUAUAUUAUGGACAAAAUGUAAUCGUAUAUUAAUUUUGUACCUACAUUGUGCAAUACUUGAUAAAGCAAACGGUAUAACAAAGUAUUCGGAGUCAGUGUCUUACAUGUUAAGAGGGACUGAUAGUUUAUUAAGUUUGUAUUAAAAAGCUUGAAAAUAA